UAACAUAUUGAUCGUACUAUAACYCUUAACAACUUCAUAGACUUCACAGAAGCAGGACUAACAGCAACGCGAAAACCAAGAAAGUGAACCACAUGCUUCUUUUUUCGCUCACUACAUUAUGCGCAUUUCUUUGCCUGGCAACCGCUGGCCGGCACAAUGCUAAAAAGUGUGCGAAAUCGAGCAUGAAAGAUUGUGCCAAAGCAUACAAAUCUGCUGUCAAGAGAGGAGACGAUCAUUGUAAACGUCUUCAGGUAAUGAUUACUUGUCUGGCAACAAACGAUCCUAAUUGCGUAGGAACAGUCAUCACAAGCUUCAGGUUUUGGAUGCUGCAAAUGGGCUUUAUGGACGUCAAGAUGAAGAAAUGCCCAGAUCUUGAAACAGCAAAGCUGAAAGCUAUUGUAAYGGCUUCCAUUCCAAAGGAUAAAAGCGUUACUUAUGCUGAUUCACUUGAAUCUGAUAGCGCUGAUAUGCCUUGCGCCCGUGAAAGCCACGACUACUGYGUGCACAAGUACAUCAAAGACUUCAAAACCAAGAAAAACAGACUUUGCGCGGCGAUAGACAACCUGAAUGCGUGUUACAAUGCAGCGGCGAAGACUUGUGAUGCUAAAAUCCUAAAAGACUUUGCCAAGAUAUUGAACAAGGUAGCCACACGAGUGACCGAGAACCUGAAGGCAAGCAAGUCUAAGAUUUGCGGUGAUGUUGAUUCUGAUCAUGAUUAAAGAAAACAUUGACAUAGCCAUGCAAGUGCAAGUUUCUGACAAUAGUUUUAGUUGUUAAAUGAAAUAAAAUUACUGAAAAAGAAAUAAAAUGGAUACAAAGGGAA
This is a messenger RNA of Exaiptasia diaphana, 823 nucleotides long. RefSeq lists its product as uncharacterized. The transcript is spliced from 5 exons. The record is from RefSeq and is a predicted model, not a curated record. NCBI's taxonomy places the organism in Eukaryota, Metazoa, Cnidaria, Anthozoa, Actiniaria, Aiptasiidae. Bases 93 to 719 code for a protein of 208 amino acids.